AAAAACCCUAGUUCACUUGUUGCAUUUAGUUCAACUUUGUUUCUUCGUCUCUAGCAGGAGACUUUUGUGCGGCUGCCACUUCGAUUUCAAGUGUUUGAGCUUUGAAAGAUGGUGAGAAUCAGUGUGCUUAAUGACGCUCUGAAGAGUAUGUUCAAUGCGGAAAAGAGAGGCAAGAGGCAGGUGAUGAUCAGGCCUUCGUCUAAGGUCAUCAUCAAGUUUCUCAUUGUGAUGCAGAAACACGGUUACAUUGGUGAGUUCGAGUACGUUGAUGACCACAGGUCUGGCAAGAUUGUCGUUGAGCUCAAUGGAAGACUGAACAAAUGUGGUGUCAUCAGUCCCCGUUUCGAUGUCGGAGUUAAGGAGAUCGAAGGCUGGACCGCUCGUCUUCUUCCUUCCAGACAGUUUGGUUACAUUGUUCUUACAACCUCCGCCGGUAUCAUGGACCACGAAGAGGCCAGGAGGAAGAAUGUUGGUGGAAAGGUUCUUGGAUUCUUUUACUGAAAAAGGCAACAACUUCAUGAGAAGGCUAUACUUUUGCUUCUCCUUUUGGUGAGAUGAGGAAUUUGAUUGAGCUCAAUGUUAAAAGAGGGUCGUAGACGUUUCUCUGUUUGUUAUUUUGGAUGAUUUUGUUUGUUUUCGGUUUUGCGCAAAAGUUAUGAAGAAAGUAGACAGUAAUUUUCAAUGAAAAACUUGUUUCUCUUGAGCCAAUUA
Brassica oleracea var. oleracea is the source of this 711-nucleotide messenger RNA. Its product is annotated as 40S ribosomal protein S15a. The record is from RefSeq and is a predicted model, not a curated record. Lineage: Eukaryota; Viridiplantae; Streptophyta; Magnoliopsida; Brassicales; Brassicaceae. The coding region runs from base 109 to 501 and encodes 130 amino acids. The transcript is spliced from 4 exons. Gene Ontology annotation, molecular function: structural constituent of ribosome. Gene Ontology annotation, cellular component: cytosolic small ribosomal subunit; ribosome. Gene Ontology annotation, biological process: translation.